Brassica rapa (field mustard) is the source of this 609-nucleotide messenger RNA. Its product is annotated as 60S ribosomal protein L14-1. NCBI's taxonomy places the organism in Eukaryota, Viridiplantae, Streptophyta, Magnoliopsida, Brassicales, Brassicaceae. The record is from RefSeq and is a predicted model, not a curated record. Gene Ontology annotation, cellular component: ribosome; cytosolic large ribosomal subunit. Gene Ontology annotation, molecular function: RNA binding; structural constituent of ribosome. Gene Ontology annotation, biological process: ribosomal large subunit biogenesis; translation.
AUGUCAGAAAUGGCUUUCAAGAGAUACAUCGAGAUAGGGCGAGUAGCCCUCGUAAUCUUCGGAAAGGACUACGGGAAACUCGUCGAUGUCGUCGACCAAAACAGGGCUCUUGUGGAUGCUCCUGACAUGGAGAGAAUCCAGACGAAUUUGAAGAGGCUUUCUCUUACUGAUAUCGUCAUUGAUAUCAACAGAGUUCCUAAGAAGAAGAUUCUCAUUGAGGCUAUGGAGAAAGCUGAUGUGAAGAACAAGUGGGAGAAGAGUUCAUGGGGAAGGAAGCUGAUUGUGCAGAAGAGAAGAGCUGCCCUCAAUGACUUUGAUAGGUUCCAGAUCAUGUUGGCCAAAAUCAAGAGGGCCGGUGUGGUGAGGCAGGAGCUUGCAAAGCUCAAGAAAGAAACCACCGCUUGAUGGGUUUUUUGAGAUGAUCCUACGCCUUGAUAUUUAUCUUUUGUACAAGUUUGAAGAAUUUUGCAAAUGAUAGUUCAGAACUUGAAACCUUUUUUGCUGGUUUAGACAUUUAUCGACCUCUUGUUGUAUCUGAACUAACCCAAACUGAGUAGUAUUACAUUAAAAAAAGCUAUAAAUUUAUGGGAAGUUUACUCAAACAUUACA